UACUGUGAACACGUAAGCCAGGUGCAACCUCAUUUCCUCCGCAACUCAUCUCCAGAGCCUUCCUUCGUCAACGCCAUGACUGCCGAAUUACGGAUUGUGACACUCGCCCAGAUUCCCCCUCUCUCUCGGCUCUCUCUCCCAGGACCAGGUUCUGCCUCUCACGCCGCCGAAGGCCGCUAAGAACCAGCUAGCCCAAGCUCACGGCUGUCUUCCUCAAGCUCUGUCCCGCACGGCCAACCCAACGCACGCUGACAGAGGCCCCUGCCUCACGCCAUCUCUGCACCGAUGAAGACCACCGCUGUCGCUCACGUCAGCUCAAGGUCAUGCAUGUCCUAUGCACGCCGACGAAACUAGCAGAAAUCAAGACCACGCCGACUGUGGCCGAGACACCGUUCGCAGUCCAGGCUUUCCGAGUCACUCACGUCGAACAGAAACCACUGACGACGAGCCAGCUCGCAGAGAACCUGUCGCCAGCCUCUCCCCAUCGCGUCAUCUCUCUCGUUGUGCAGGAAAGGCAUCAGUCAUGAUGGAUCUGAUCACAUUGUUUUCUGAGUUAGUGGCUACCUUCAUAAUUCUGGUGACAAGGCCUUUCUCACUUUUCAAACUAGCAUGCUUCUUCGCUAUGAAAACUGUUUUCAUCUUAAUUCACACUUGGAUGGAGUUGGUAAGGGCCACAUUUGGCUUCCACGUGAAUCUAUUCUCCAGAAUCAUAAUGUUGACAGUUACUCUUAUAUCUCUGCCUGCACGAAUUUUGAAUGCCUUAAAGAGAGAGAGGCAGAUAUGUGGCUCUUAUUCUGUGCAGCUUGAAUUGUAUCUGAAUGAUAUCCAGAUCGAGUUGGAGAAUCUUGAGUGGGAUAGGAAGGAAUUGGGAGACGAUCUUCAAAUAGCCAUUAAAGAAUGUAAAAUGAUGGAGUUGAUAUUAGCAGAGGUAGAAGAGGAACAUGACAAGGCCAUUGCCAAAAUUGAACAACUAGAGGGUGAGUUUCAGGAUCUGAAAAAUGAGAACCUUCGGCUGAAAGAAAUUAAGGAUGAGGGUUAUUGGAGCAUUAAAGGUCCAGAUGACAUGGGCAAUGGCCAAAACACUGGCAUUUCUGAAAGCUCUGGCAUUCCCUGUGGGAUCUCAUCAUGGAAAUCCAGUUACAAUGGAAGUGGGAUCUUUCUCCAAGACCCGAUGAUGUCCAAAGACACUUGGGUAGAUGAGGGUGUAAUGGACCCACGCUUGACUUGUUCGAGAAGUCACUCUCCAGAAUGUACGAAGAGAAGAGAAGAAGAAUGAAGAUGAUGAAGAAGGAAGAAGUCUGCAAUUGUAUGAAAUUGUUCUCCCCUGUUUUCCCUCCGUUUCUUCUAUUUAUAGUAUUUAUAUGAACAAAACGACAGUGUUUAGACAACACUUAUUACAAUUCUUGUAAAUGAAAUGACUGUGUUUACAAUUAAUAAGAAGAAAGACA
This is a messenger RNA of Juglans regia (Persian walnut), 1448 nucleotides long. RefSeq lists its product as uncharacterized. The record is from RefSeq and is a predicted model, not a curated record. The coding region runs from base 335 to 1276 and encodes 313 amino acids. The transcript is spliced from 5 exons. NCBI's taxonomy places the organism in Eukaryota, Viridiplantae, Streptophyta, Magnoliopsida, Fagales, Juglandaceae.